GCAUUUUGGAUUUGUUCGACGAGAGAAGAAGAAGAAGAAGGCCGCUAAAAUAACAAAAAGAACCUCAUUCACUCCCUUGGAAACCCUAAAUUCUCCCCCAAAUAAAUUGUUCAAUAAAGUUCUCGACUCCGAGCUGUUUAGAGUUGUUCGAGGGUAUCUCUGCGAGAAAAAAAAAAUCAGGUCCAUUGUCCUUGCAACAGAGUACGAGAUACACGGCAGAGACUAACCAGGGAAUAUGGCUGUUGAUGGCCACGUAAAACCUGUGUUUCAUGAUAACAGUGAUGUCAUUGAUGACGAUGAUGCACCUGUAGUUUUCAGAAGAACAAGUGCUGCAUCCAAGAAAAAUCAGUUAAAUUCCGCCUCCAAGAAGCCAUCUUCCCAGAAGCCUGAAGAAACUCGAGGAAGGCCUAUAGAAAGUCAAAGUGCUUGUAAUGGUGAGAGCUCAAGUUUGCACAAGAAUAAAGUGACCUCUACUGCUAACGUGUCAACUGAGAAGUCUGGUGCAGUGUGCUCUAAUUUUGGUGCUUCAGUACCCAGUCAAUCAAAUCAUUCAUCAAGAAACAGAUCAUCGAGUAGUGGCGCAAAAAGUUUGCAUACAAACACUUGUGAUGAAGUUGAAGAUUCUGAUGACUCUGAUGAUGACAAGCCAUUGAGCUCCAGAUUUAAUACAGCUUCUGUUGCACUUCAGAAAGCAUAUUCUAUAGAUCACCAGAAAGUGGCUCAAGGCUCACUGGAAAAUAAAGCAAGAGGUGAAGGUGCAGAUAAGAUGAUUUUGGAUAAGUCAUGCCCCAGAAGUGUAGUUUCUGAUGAUUCUGACGACGAACAACCCUUGAGUGCCAGAUUCUCCUCUCCUUCAGGGGCAGUUCAAAAAAGCAAUGAAUCUCCUGUUCCUACUUCAACUCCAUCACAGAAGAUAAAAGCAACAUCUUAUUAUUCAGAAGAUGAAAAACCAUUGCUUUCCAGACUUUCAAAGUCCAGUGUUGGCACGACUAUAAAGAAAUUCAAAUCUAUGAAGAAGCCUUUGGCUACUGAUGGCUCUAAUAAGACAGAAAGCAGUGAUCUGAAGCCUCAAAGAGGUUUAAACAGGAGACCUCUCGGGGAUAUCAAUCAUUCAACUGAGUCGUCAUCUAAGAAGGCAAAACUGUCAAGUGCCUCUGUUCCUGGAAAAGUUAGAGAUGAAGCUGUUGUGAAGAACGAAGAGAAAGAUGAUGAUGACCACAUUCCGAUUGGACACAGAAUCAAAAAAGUCAGUUCCUCCAACAGCCAAUCAUCCAUAAAGAAGGUGGAGAAGACAACUUCUUCAUCUUUUAAGAGAUACAGCAAGUCAUUCAAGAAAGACAGCAAGGCGAUGAAAAAGACGAUGAAGAAGACAAUGAAAAACUCUAAACGCUCAAAAUCUAUUAAAGUGCCGCCUGGGUCAGAUGGAGGACAGAAGUGGAUGACCUUAGAGCACAAUGGUGUUAUUUUCCCCCCUCCAUACAAGCCACAUGGGGUUAAAAUGCUAUACAAUGGACAGCCAGUUGACUUGACUCCUGAGCAAGAGGAGGUUGCAACAAUGUUUGCGGUAAUGAAGGACACUGAUUAUGCCACCAAACCAACAUUUAUUAAAAACUUUAUGAUGGAUUGGAGGGAAAUACUUGGCAAAAAACAUAUCAUUAAGAAAUUUGAGCUCUGUGAUUUCACUCCGAUCUAUGAAUGGCAUCUGAAGGAGAAAGAAAAGAAGAAGCAGAUGACCUCAGAAGAAAAGAAGGCCUUGAAAGAAGAGAAAUUGAAACAAGAGGAGAAGUACAUGUGGGCUGUUGUUGAUGGAGUGAAGGAGAAGGUUGGGAAUUUCAGGGUUGAGCCGCCAGGAUUAUUCCGAGGGCGUGGAGAGCACCCAAAGAUGGGAAAGCUCAAAAGGCGCAUUCGGCCGAGAGAUAUUACAAUCAAUAUUGGAAAAGAUGCUCCAGUUCCAGAAUGUCCAAUUCCUGGUGAAAGGUGGAAAGAAAUAAGACAUGACAAUACCGUUACAUGGCUAGCAUAUUGGAAUGAUCCUAUAAAUACCAAAGAGCUUAAGUAUGUCUUUCUGGCAGCAAGCAGUUCACUGAAAGGUCAAAGUGACAAAGAUAAGUACGAGAAGGCUAGGCUUUUGAAGGAUUACAUAGAAGGCAUACGUGCAACCUACACGAAGAAUUUCACUAGUAAAGAUCCUACCAAGAAACAGAUUGCCGUGGCCACUUACCUCAUUGAUAAGUUAGCACUGAGGGCAGGCAAUGAAAAAGACGAUGAUGAGGCAGAUACUGUUGGUUGCUGCACCUUGAAGGUGGAGAAUGUUACGUGUGUUCCUCCAAAUAAGUUACAGUUUGACUUCCUUGGUAAAGACUCGAUCAGAUAUUUCAAUACUGUGGAGGUUGAGGUGCCUGUCUAUAAAGCAAUUGGAGAAUUUCAAACUGCUAGAAAAAGCGACGGCAAAAGAAAGGCUGGUGGUGAUGACCUUUUUGACAUGUUGGACACGAGUAAACUCAAUGCUCAUUUAAAGGAACUCAUGCCUGGUCUUACUGCAAAAGUCUUCCGUACGUUUAAUGCAUCUAUUACCUUAGAUUCCAUGUUAUUUGAAGAAAUAAAGGAAGGCACCCUACCGGAGAAAAUUGCUGUUUAUCAGAAAGCUAACAAAGAGGUUGCAAUUAUAUGCAAUCAUCAACGCAGUGUCUCAAAGUCUCAUGACGCUCAGAUGUCAAGAUUGAAUGAGAAAAUAGGCGAGCUAAAGGCACAAAAGGAGGAGUUGCAAGUGGAUUUGAGUAGGGCCAGGAAAGGGAAGCCUCCACUUAAGGAUAAAGAUGGGAAACCAAAGAAGAACUUGUCUCCCGAAGUGUUAGAGAAGAAGCUUAGUCAGGUAGAGGCAAAGAUAGAGAAAAUGGAAUUGGAUAAAACGAUCAAAGAGGAUUUAAAAACGGUAGCAUUAGGCACAUCAAAGAUCAAUUAUCUUGAUCCAAGAAUAUCAGUUGCAUGGUGCAAGCGUAAUGAAGUUCCCAUAGAGAAGAUAUUCAACAAGUCCCUUCUUGCAAAAUUCACAUGGGCCAUGGAUGUUGAACCGAGCUACAGAUUUUAAAUUUAACUUGGCUUGAAAGGUUUGCCUCCAUUCCAGAUGUAGUGGGAGAAAAAUUCCCACUUCUCUGCCUCAAAUUUAUCUCAAAGUGAGAAGGAAAUAGAGGCAAAUUAGUUCAUCUUCUUCUUCUCCCUUUUUUUUGUGGGUGUAACAGUGGAGAAUCCUCAGGCAUAGCUUACCUCACACACACAGUGCAAUCCUCGGCUCCAGGAAACUUUUGUAACUUUAUAAACGGACAGUUCGGUUAUGUUGAUCAUUAUCGUUAAUGCAUCGAGCUGUUUUUGAAGUUUAUAUCUUUUUCUAGCACGGGCUCAUUAAUUUGAAAGAUUUUAAUAUACUUAUUGUUGGUUCAUAAUCAAGCUAACACCGAUCGGAACAGCCAUUGAGUUGAAAGAUUUUAAUAUACUUAUUGUUGGUUCAUAAUCAAGCUAACACCGAUCGGAACAGCCAUUGAGUGUACGACUGCACGCAUUCUGGCUCUUUCCCCAUCUUAUUCACAAAUAUUGUAGCUUGGUUUUGAAUAUAGCAAAAUUUUUGGCGGCUAGAUACAUGGAUGGAUAUACGCAUGAAUUGAUUGAUGAAUCCGUGGAAGAGUUAUGCAAGGCAAAUACUGAAUAAUUAUCUACCAUCGUUGGUGUGAGGAUUUUGAGAGUGUAGAGUGGUAUGGAGGUACUAUUGGGUAUUAUUGAACUACGGAUUCGUUGAUAUUCUGGAUGUAUAUAAUGAUGUGGAUGUAGAUAAUUCUCUUUUGUAUUUCCUUGUAGCAACUUUAGUUAAAACAUUGAUAUGUUAAAGGUCUCUAGUUGAAAAAUUA
Messenger RNA from Asparagus officinalis (garden asparagus), 3899 nucleotides. Its product is annotated as DNA topoisomerase 1 beta-like. Gene Ontology annotation, molecular function: DNA topoisomerase type I (single strand cut, ATP-independent) activity; DNA binding. Gene Ontology annotation, cellular component: nucleolus; chromosome. The record is from RefSeq and is a predicted model, not a curated record. NCBI's taxonomy places the organism in Eukaryota, Viridiplantae, Streptophyta, Magnoliopsida, Asparagales, Asparagaceae. Gene Ontology annotation, biological process: DNA topological change; DNA replication; chromosome segregation. The coding region runs from base 236 to 3088 and encodes 950 amino acids. The transcript has 16 exons.